This is a messenger RNA of Parnassius apollo (apollo), 408 nucleotides long. NCBI's taxonomy places the organism in Eukaryota, Metazoa, Arthropoda, Insecta, Lepidoptera, Papilionidae. The record is from the annotation of a GenBank genome assembly.
AUGCAUCGCUCUUUUGAAGAGCUGGAGCCAUCUCUAUCCGUCACUGAGCAAAACCUGGCAGACAGAGUUAGGUACAUCCUGCGCUCCAACAUAUUUGGUGACGCCGAACUCGAGCGACUACGACGUGAGGCUAUUCCUUCAUCGAAUGGAAAUGCUACGGCUGGGAAUGCGGCGCCACUAGAUGCGCAACAAACUGCAUAUGUGGAUGCUGCCUUCAACAUUCCAUUUGUGGCUAAUUCAGACGAUGAUGGAAUAGUCUCCCACGAACUAGAGAAAAUGAGGAGCAUAUUGGAAGAGUCGAUGCUGGAAACGCGCAGCAUGCCUCUCGAAAAUCGACCGCGACUUCCCCCAUACCCCUUAGCAAGCGAAAUCGGGCUGUCAUGCGGACUCUUAACCCAAUGCUGGUGA